GCUCAGCCCUACUAGGUAUGUAAACUGUUUCCAUAUCUAUGACAAGUGGUUGUUGUGGACAACUGAAUUCAACGUUGUGAAUUCAACAUUGUAUCAAAGAGAUUUUCCUGACGUAUAAAACCCGUGACUCUUAAUUUAGUCAGUGAUACGUACACCGUGUCUAAAACCGUCGUGUCUUUGCUCAACUUUGAUGCUUCAAAGGGACGUGACAACACAGGAACCAUUCCUGCCGUUGGCUGUCUCGAGUGUCAAUCAAGAAGAUUACGGCUACAUCAUGACUCUGCCGUCACCGAUUGGUUGGCCACACACCAUAAUCUCACUGUCCAGUCCCGAGGUUUGGUUCACCAUGUUGGAUCAAGUGUUCAUCAUCAUUAUAUCGCUCUGUGUACAAAGGCGUAUCAUGCCGGUGACAAGUACUCGUCGUGGGCUAAAAGUGUAGUUCUGUCGCGUUGCCUUCCCGUUCCUUUGCUGACAACCGGACUCCGCGACACGUUCUCGAAAGAACGGAGGGAUUACUGUUUUGAUUUGGAUACACUGACACCCAGGAGCUAACACUGAGCUCUUAGGUUCAGUGUCGCGGUCUUUUUCAGUCACAAGAGUCUCCAUGCAAGCGUUUUAAAGGAUUAAACUUUUUCUUAACAUCACCCAGUGACUCUGGGGGAACUUUGUCGAGCCCAAGAGGACAGCGUGUGUGUUAGAAAAGCCAAAGACUGUCGAUGGGGGAAGUAAGUUGCCAGUCAGCCCGUCUGCGAGGAUAUCUCCCCUGCUAUUUUGACGUGUGCUCGAUGCUUGUUCGCUGUCACAAUGUGGAGGAUGUCAGCGAAGGCGCCCAGUUCAGUAGUUCUGUGUAAUAUGUGAGUGAGGUGGGUCACAAGGCCUGGGCCUGCCUACCGUAUUGGGGCCUGGGUGAGGAUACACCUCUUCUGUACCGGAUCAGCGGCGAUAAUUAGAGCUCGGAGAUUACCACUGUUUACUGAGUAGCCAUUGGGCCUGCACUGACUUCCGCGAAGAGGGAGGCUUUAGUUUGGAAUAAUAGAUGCAAUUUCCAGGCAGCCUGGAGCACGGGUGGCAGGAACGGCAGCAGUGCUGGACCAGAGGGUCCGGCAAACUUGGACACUUCAAAAAGACGAGAGCUCGUUUUCCUAUGUGACAAGCAUCAGACCACACUGAAAGGAAGCAGAGUUCAAUCAGCAGGGAGGGGGUGCCAACAUGAUCAUGUGGGACAUUUAGGGCUUCCGUUUUUAUUUAUUGAGGGGUGGGCGGGUUGUUUUCAGUUAUUUAUUUUGGUUUUACCUUAUUGGUAGUACAUCCUGGUGCUUUUAGGUCUUGGUAGAAGUAAGACACUUGUGUAGUCAUAUUUUCACAUGUCCGUUAUUCCCUCCGCCAGAUCCUUGUUGAACCAGAAUGGCAGGAAUCCCUGUAGAUAAAGAGACAGUCAGAGAAUCUAAACCCCCAUUCAUGUUGUCUUUGUUUACUAUAAGUUGCAUUGAUUGUACUGUCGGAGCCUGGUAGCCAUUAUCAUCACUUCGACUUUGAUAAGUGAAUGACUCUUUGUGGCACAACAGCUUCAAAUGUUACAAAAAUGAUGGCUGCGUAUAAUGGUGGCUCCUCGGCCGUGGCUGCACAUCACCCUCACCACCACCACCAGCUGCAGCAUCUCCCGCCUCCACACAUGCAUCACCACCACCACGUGGGCCAGCAUCACUUGCAGCACCCGGGCUCCGCCGCUGCCGUUCACACCAUCCAACAGCACACCUCCACUACAGCUGCUGCUGCUGCCGCUGCUGUGAUGCUCAACCCCGAUCAGCAGCAACCGUACUUCCCUUCUCCGGCCCCUGGACAGGCCCCAGGGCCCGCAGCGGCUGUGGCUCCAGCCCAAGUUCAAGCCGCAGCUGUCAAAGCUCACCAUCAUCACCACAACCACCACCACCAUCAGCAGCAGCAGCACACACACCACCUGCAGCAGCAGCUUGAUAUCGAGCCUGACCGGCCUAUUGGCUAUGGUGCUUUUGGGGUAGUCUGGUCAGUCACAGAUCCCAGAGAUGGAAAGCGAGUCGCCCUGAAAAAGAUGCCCAAUGUCUUCCAAAACCUCGUUUCCUGCAAGAGGGUGUUUCGAGAACUGAAGAUGCUAUGUUUCUUUAAACAUGAAAAUGUUCUCUCUGCUCUUGACAUUCUGCAACCUCCACACAUUGACUACUUUGAAGAAAUAUACGUAGUGACUGAACUGAUGCAAAGUGACCUCCAUAAGAUCAUUGUGUCACCACAGCCCUUGAGCUCAGACCACGCCAAGGUUUUUCUCUAUCAGAUUCUACGAGGAUUGAAGUACCUUCAUUCGGCUGGCAUUCUUCACCGAGACAUUAAACCUGGCAAUCUCUUGGUCAACAGCAACUGUGUGCUAAAGAUCUGUGAUUUUGGCCUGGCACGAGUGGAAGAGACUGAUGAGUCGCGGCACAUGACUCAGGAAGUGGUGACACAAUACUACCGAGCACCAGAAAUCCUGAUGGGGAGCCGCCACUACUCCAACUCCAUCGAUAUCUGGUCUGUUGGGUGUAUCUUUGCUGAGCUGCUGGGGCGAAGAAUUCUCUUUCAAGCCCAGAGUCCCAUCCAGCAGCUGGACUUGAUCACUGACUUGUUGGGGACUCCUUCGAUGGAGGCGAUGAGGACAGCGUGUGAAGGAGCUCGUGCACACAUUCUCAGAGGACCGAACAAACAGCCAUCCCUUCCUGUUCUUUACACACUGUCCAGUCAAGCGACUCAUGAAGCUGUCCACCUCCUCUGCAGGAUGCUGGUGUUUGAUCCGUCGAAGCGGAUUUCAGCAAAGGAUGCCCUGGCGCACCCGUACCUGGAUGAGGGUCGACUGCGCUACCACACAUGCAUGUGCAAAUGCUGCUACACUAUGUCCUCUGGCCGCGUUUACACAAGUGACUUUGAGCCUGUCACCAACCCAAAGUUUGAUGAUGGAUUUGAAAAGAAUCUAAGCUCUGUGAGACAAGUCAAAGAGAUCAUCCAUCAGUUCAUUUUGGAACAGCAAAAAGGGAGUCGAGUACCACUGUGCAUCAACCCUCUGUCAGCUGCUUUCAAGAGUUUUAUCAGUUCCACAGUGGCUCAGCCCUCCGAAAUGCCUCCUUCGCCACUGGUGUGGGAAUAGCUGCUGUAGUGAGUGGGGUCAUCUUUGCCAACUGUGAAGAUGCUAAAACGGAAUCACAAAAGCGUCUCAAUGUCUUCUGUCACCUGGGUAGCGUUUCACUGGAAAGCAGGGCUCUUCGUUCUGCUGCUCAUAUGCUAAAAUAUGAAGGAAAGAAAAAAGAAAUCCACUCACUAAUGCGGGUGUAUUAGAAGGUCGCAAAUUUAGGGGGGGGGGGGGGGGAAUACUUUGUAGACCAAAUCAGAAUGUGGUAAAUGUCGUGUCAUCCACUAAGAUUUAACAUCACACUGCUCUGUAAUGAAGUCCAUUUGUUUUUAAUGUACAUAUUUGAACAACGGAUUUGUAUUUUAAAAAAUGUUCUUUUCAUAAGAUGUGAUUGUGACUUUCCCCCUUGUGACAAGGCUUGGACUACUAUAGCUGUCUUUUGGUCUCCACUUUCAGUGAACCAAAUUGGCAUGAAACCCAACCUGAUUUUCAGACAAUCGACUGUAGCUACAUCAUCAGAUUUCUUGGGGCGAACUUUUCUUAACAACAAUGUUCCUGAGUACAUUAAUGAAUUUACUGAUACUGUACUGCUCCACACUUUUUUUGUACUUGUAGUAAGUUUAAUUACCAAAGAUGAUGAGACAUACACGCAAAAUGUCAAAAUAUUCCGACUGUGCGAAAAAUGGGCGUGUUCUUCAAUAUCAGGCCAAUUUUUAAGUCAGCAUUAUGACAAGAAAUAUUUUUUUGGGCUACAUCCUCAACUUCUGAAUCACACUCUGUAUCGGUUUCAGAGGUCAUUUUGAUUAAGGGAAUAUCAAAUUUGCAAUUUCCAGAGGCAGGAAUGGAAUUCAUUUGAACAUGUAUGUGAGGUUUUCCACUCAAAAUGAAUGCAUGUUGUCAUGCAUGCAAUUUGAGAGAUGAUAUAUGCAAACCAAUUUUCUGGGAGAGGCACUUAUAAUUUGAAUUGCUCAACCGUAGUUACACCAGUACGAGUCGGCUAACACCAAGAAAAAAAACCAGCCGAAGUUUUUCAACAAGUUAAGUCUUUUUAAUUGUUUUUUUUUUGGUAGAAAGGAGCUUCACAUGCUGCCGUGCGAUAUAAACACGCUUGCUCAGCUGAGGCCACACAUGCCAUGUGAAGAGCAAAAGUUAGGCAAUGGCUUAACAAAUACAAAAUGGAUGAAAUACGCAAAUAUGUAUUUAUAGGGGCGGCCCGGUAGUCCAGUGGUUAGCAUGUCGGCUUCACAGUGCAGAGGUACCGGGUUCGAUUCCAGCUCCGGCCUCCCUGUGUGGAGUUUGCAUGUUCUCCCCGGGCCUGCGUGGGUUUUCUCCGGGUGCUCCGGUUUCCUCCCACAUUCUAAAAAUAUGCAUGGCAGGCUGAUUGAACACUCUAAAUUGUCCCUAGGUGUGAUGGUUGUUCGUCUCUGUGUGCCCUGCGAUUGGCUGGCAACCGAUUCAGGGUGUCCCCCGCCUGCUGCCCGGAGACGGCUGGGAUGGGCUCCAGCACCCCCCGCGACCCUAGUGAGGAUCAAGCGGUACGGAAGAUGAAUGAAUGAAUGAAUGUAUUUAUAGUAAAAAUUUAAAGUAACAUUUUCAAUUUUACCGAGUAAAAAUAAGUUGGCCGCCAUGUAAUAUUUAUCGUAUAUGCACCUCCUCUAAUUUAAACACGCUCAUCUUGACCUCACUCAUAAACAGCACAUUUCUAGUGCAAAAAGAAGUUUAAAAAAUGUUGUCUAUGAGCUUUUCCUGGACUCACUCUCUGUAAUUCUUGAUCAAAGAUGUCAAAAUUAGCCUGAUUGUGUCUGUGUGCCGCAACUCGGUGCUUAUCGGGCUAUUUCGUUGCCCUCCGUGUGUCUUUAAAUACGGUAGGAUAAUGAAAGUUCAAGUUGAUGAUCAAGUUCAGUUGUAUCGAAAGAAGCAACGGCCAGUUAGAAGGGAACUGAAAUGUUUAUUGACUUUAUUCUUCCCUGAAACACAAAGGGGGAAAAAAAGCAAUGUAGCGGGUUUUCUAUUGAUGAAAUUAAUUGUAGACCCCUUGGGGUAAAAAAAGAAAAAGGACAUCCAUCUUGCAGAACUACUUGGUGACUUAUUUUGUAUGCCGCAGACCCUUUCUGUGGACGACCCUAUGACACUUUUACAACAGGAUGUGAGUCUUUUCUGCAAUUCCAAUUCAAUCGUCGUUUUCCCUCCUCUUUCCUCGACGUCUGCGCCGCACAAGGAAGUGAUCUGAUCGUUUUUAGCUGAGGUCAAGGUCGUGCGUGUAAAAGGGGAGGACCGACAAAAAGAUCUCCGGCAAAGUUUUGCGCUUAGAAAUAAAGCAAGCAGGGGAAAAAGUGACGGCUUAGAGCAGGCAAGAUCCAGCCCGUCCUUUGGAAACUGCUCUAUUUUGAAACAUUUCUUCGAAUGCUUUGUCGAUCUGAGGACUGUAGGGAUAAACAGGGGACUCGUCAUCCAAAAGAAACCGCGCCAAGCUAGAAAGCAGUAAAACCAGCAAUAGCAUUCUCUCAAGGUUGGAAUUUAUAUCACAAUCUAACUACGGACUUUCAGCUCACCAAGAUCGUCAACAGGAAAUUAGUAGCAUAUUUAACUUGUUUGUAAAUGGUCACGAAUGUCCCAGGUCCCCCCGGUUCCUCUUCAUACUUGUACACUGUAUCCAGAAGAAAUAGCUUUGAAGUAAAUUAUUUAAUAUAUUUUUAGAAGUUAUUUUCUAUCCUGUUCCUGUUGGGAAGGCAUGUGUUCUCCUCACACCUCAGAAAUUAUGCUUAUGUAUAUAUGUGAAAUAGAGAAGCUAAUACACACACACACACACACACACACACAAUGUACCACUGUAUACAAAAUUGUGUUAGCCUGCACAUUUCUAAGGCUGUGAAGUCGAUUUUAUUUUUAAACCUUGCAUACAACUGUACAUACUUUCUUUCUUUUUACCCCGCAACGAGGAAAUCUCAAACGGCGCUGUCCAGUGGAAUACGCAGUAAUAUCAACCGUAUGUUGUGUGUAGAGCAAAUUUGUACAUAAAUAGAAAGGAGAAGCCUCAUUUUGUUAGCGAUGUACACUCUGUCACUUGCGGCAACGCCGCGUGAAUAUGUUGAGGAUUCACCGUGUUGCUCUCUACCUCUUGAGCUCUCCGACUUGGUUUUGGUUACCUCCAAAUGUUGACGGAGAGGAAUUAAAAAAAAAACAC
Messenger RNA from Hippocampus zosterae (dwarf seahorse), 6314 nucleotides. RefSeq names its product nemo-like kinase, type 2 (gene nlk2). Gene Ontology annotation, molecular function: ATP binding; MAP kinase activity. The record is from RefSeq and is a predicted model, not a curated record. The transcript is spliced from 11 exons. The coding region runs from base 1544 to 3148 and encodes 534 amino acids. NCBI's taxonomy places the organism in Eukaryota, Metazoa, Chordata, Actinopteri, Syngnathiformes, Syngnathidae. Gene Ontology annotation, biological process: protein phosphorylation; intracellular signal transduction. Gene Ontology annotation, cellular component: nucleus; cytoplasm.